Danaus chrysippus (African queen) is the source of this 2667-nucleotide messenger RNA. The record is from the annotation of a GenBank genome assembly. Lineage: Eukaryota; Metazoa; Arthropoda; Insecta; Lepidoptera; Nymphalidae.
AUGAAAAAUGAAAUUAAAGAAAUACAUUCCAAAAUUGAGGUACUGGAAGCGAAACUUAAAACCAGAGAGCCAGAGACCCUCUCAGUUCCAGACCCAUUAGAACAAAUGACAGACUGUUCGACUGAUGACUACUUCAGACCACAGCAGAGAAGGAGAUCCAAUAAACGAAAAAGAAAUUUGACGGUCACCACGGACUUCGUGGCUAUUGGUGAUGGAAAUGCUGUGGUCCCAGCUAGGCUUCUUAAGCGCAUUGAUUGGACUUCAUUCACAAAUGCUACAAGAAAACUACUAACUGCUGUAUUUUCCAGAAAAGUACUGGCGACCCACUCUUUAACUGGAAAACUUUCACCAGCAUUUUCAGACAAACCGGCUAAAAAGAAGACAGAUGACUGCUGGAAAGACAGCCGAGGGCGACGGCCUAGCAAGCCCAGCCCGUUAAUAAUGACUACUGUGAUGAUAACAUCUGAAAUGGAUGCGGCUCUGGCCUUGUUGGAAUUACACAGAAAUAAUUAUGUGAGAGUAAAUACCCGACCAAUAGCCGAUAUGGAUGGGCCAGUUCACAUUGCAACAAUGUUUAACGGUUGCAUAACUUCCAAGAAUUCGCAUUCACCGAGUUCUAGCCGUAAAGAUAAAACAACCGCUGAACAAAAGUCGUGGAUGGUGACGUCAGGAAGGAAAAUACGAAAAACCAGUCCAGUCCCCAAGGAGAAAAUAAAAUACGAAGUAGCAACCCAAACGGAUAUCGAAAUAAAUAUACCUAAAAAAGAAAAAUUGGAAAAAGUAAUUAAAGAAUUACAUUCCAAAGUCGAGGUACUGGAAGCGGAACUUAAAACCAGAGAGCCAGAGACCCUUUCAGUUCCAGACCCAUUAGAACAAAUGACAGACUGUUCGAGUGAUGACUACUUUGGACCACAGCAGAGGAGGCGAUCGCAUAAGCGAAAAAGAAAUUUGACAGUCACCACAGACUUCAGUUCAAUUGGAGAUUACGAUUCUACAUUUAAUAAAGAUGAAGAUACUAUAGAGAAUGAUAAUAAGCGAAUAAAAAACGCUUUGACUCCAAAAAUUACUGUUAAAACUAAUAAAGACACGGUGCCUAUUGGAGACGGAAACGCUGUGGUCCCAGCCAGGCUUCUUAAGCAUAUGGAUUGGACUUCAUACACAAACGCAACAAGGAAACUACUAACUGCAGUAUUUUCGAGAAAAGUACUGGCGACCCACUCUUUAACUGGAAAACCUUCACCAGCAUUUCCAGACAAACCUGCUAAAAAGAAGCUAGAUCCAAUGCUAGUAAAUGACAUUGUGCAGACGGUCGUAGAAAAAUGUUGCGUCCCCGAAAAUGUUGUCAGGACCAGCAUCACCACAAAGUGUGCGGACGAAAAUAUUGUCCAGUAUUAUGCUGUGGUCCCAGCCAGGCGUCUCAAACAUAUGGAGUGGACUUCAUACACAAACGCUACAAGAAAACUACUAACUGCUGUAUUUUCCAGAAAAGUACUGGCGACCCACUCUUUAACUGGAAAACCUUCACCAGCAUUUUCAGACAAACCGGCUAAAAAGAAGACGGAUGACUGCUGGAAAGACAGCCGAGGGCGACGGCCUAGCAAGCUCAGCCCGUUGACAAUGACUACUGUGAUGAUAACAUCCGAAAUGGAUGCGGCUCUGGCCUUGUUGGACUUACACAGAAAUAAUAAUGAGAGAGUCAAUUCCCACCCUAUGGCCAAUAUGGAUGGGCAAGUUCAUAUUGCAACAAUUUUCAAUAGUUUCGUAAAUUCCAAGACUUCGCAUUCACCAAGUACUAGCCCUAACCCUACAACAACCGCUGAGCGAAAAUCGUGGAAGCUGUCGCCAGGAGGGAAAAGUCGAAAAACCAGUCUAGUACCAAAGAAGACAACAACAUACGAUAUAGCAACCCAAACGGAUAUCGACGUAGAUAACGAAUCUGAAAUAGAAAAAAUGAGAAAUGUUAUUAAAGGUUUAUGUGCCAGAAUAGAAGAACUAGAAGCGAAACUCAAAACCAAAGAGCAAGAGACUUCUUCAGUUACGGACUCAUUAGAACUAAUUACUGAUUAUUCGAGUGAUGACUUCAGACCACAGCAGAGGAGGCGAUCGCAUAAGCGAAAAAGAAAUUUGACAUUCACCACAGACUUCAGUUCAAUAGGAGAUUACGAUUCUACAUUUAGUAAAGAUGAGGAUACUAUAGAGAACGAUGUAAAGCGAAUAAAAGCUUUGACGCCGAAAAAUACUGUUAAAACUAAUAAAGACAAGGUGUCUAUUGGAGACGGAAACGCUGUGGUCCCAGCCAGGCUUCUUAAGCAUAUGGAUUGGACUUCAUACACCAACGCUACAAGGAAACUACUAACUGCUGUAUUUUCGAGAAAAGUACUGGCGACCCACUCCUUAACUGGAAAACCUUCACCAGCAUUUCCAGACAAACCUGCUAAAAAGAAGCUUGAUCCAAUGUUGGUAAAUGACAUUGUGCAGACGGUCGUAGAAAAAUGUUGCGUCCCCGAAAAUGUUGUCAGGACCAGUAUCACCACAAAGUGUGCGGACGAAAGUAAAAUGUUCCGCACACGAGAACAAAAUAAUAAAACGAAAAAGACCUCAAAAAAAGAAAACAUCACCCCUGACGAUGAAUCAGAAGUAAAUUCUAAUGUAAAGUACCUUAAAUGA